AGCGGAGCCGGGCGCCGGGAGCAGCGGGCGCGGCGGGGCCGGGACCGAGCGGGCCCGGACGGACCCCAGGCGGCGACGGAAUCGCUCCAGAUGCCUGGGAUUUCCUCAUCGGAUCACCGCGUUUCAGACAGGGACCUGUGAGCAGCCUUUCACCUUGGGGCGGGAAGAAAGGUCUGUGCCUUGUCGCCAUUGUGUCCUCUCCCUCGGGGCCACCGGGAUGUGGAAAGCUUCGGCGGGCCACGCCGUGACCAUCCCCCAGGACGACGGGGGCGCCGAUGACUGGGAGACCGACCCCGAUUUUGUGAACGACGUGAGUGAGAAGGAGCAGAGAUGGGGGGCCAAGACUGUGCAAGGGUCUGGGCACCAGGAGCACAUCAACAUACACAAGUUGAGAGAGAAUGUUUUUCAAGAACACCAGAGCCUGAAGGAGAAGGAGCUUGAAACGGGACCAAAAGCCUCUCACGGUUACGGCGGGAAGUUCGGCGUGGAGCAGGACCGCAUGGACAAGUCAGCUGUCGGCCACGAGUAUCAGUCGAAGCUCUCCAAGCACUGCUCCCAGGUCGACUCCGUCCGGGGCUUUGGAGGCAAGUUUGGUGUCCAGGUGGACAGAGUUGACCAGUCUGCUGUGGGCUUUGAAUACCAGGGGAAAACCGAGAAACACGCCUCGCAGAAAGAUUACUCGAGUGGCUUUGGUGGCAAGUACGGUGUGCAGGCGGACCGCGUGGACAAGAGCGCCGUGGGCUUCGACUACCAGGGCAAGACGGAGAAGCACGAGUCGCAGAAAGAUUACUCCAAGGGCUUCGGGGGCAAGUUUGGCAUCGACAAGGACAAGGUGGAUAGAAGCGCCGUGGGCUUCGAGUACCAAGGCAAGACGGAGAAGCACGAAUCCCAGAAAGACUAUGUGAAAGGGUUUGGAGGAAAGUUUGGCGUGCAGACGGACAGACAAGACAAAUGUGCUCUUGGCUGGGAUCACCAGGAGAAAUUGCAGCUGCACGAGUCCCAAAAAGACUAUUCCAAAGGAUUCGGCGGAAAAUACGGGGUGCAGAAGGAUCGGAUGGAUAAGAAUGCUUCCACCUUCGAGGAUGUCACCCAGGGGGCCCCUGCUUAUCAGAAGACCAUCCCCGUCGAGGCAGCAAACAGCAGAACCAGCAACAUUAGAGCGAACUUUGAAAACCUGGCGAAGGAGAAGGAGCAGGAGGACAGGCGGAAGGCGGAAGCGGAGAGGGCGCAGAGGAUGGCCAAGGAGAGACGGGAGCAGGAAGAGGCCCGGAGGCAGCUGCACGAGCAAGCCCAAGCCCAAGCCCAGAAGCAAACCCCCCCCGCGUCUCCCACCCCUCAGCCGGCCGAGGAGAGGCCGCCCUCAAGCCCCGUCUAUGAGGACGCGGUUUCGUUCAAGGCUGAGCCGCAGCCCACGUACAGCGUGGAGGCCGCCGACUACCGAGAGGCUGGUGGCCAGCAGGGCCUGGCCUACGCCCCGGACGCCGUCUACGAGGCCGCGGAGGCCCCGGGCCACUAUCAAGCAGAGGAGAACACCUACGACGAAUACGAAAACGACCUUGGGAUCACGGCUGUCGCCCUCUACGACUACCAGGCUGCGGGUGACGACGAGAUCUCCUUCGACCCCGACGACAUCAUCACCAACAUAGAGAUGAUCGAUGACGGCUGGUGGCGGGGGCUCUGUAAGGGCAGGUACGGGCUCUUCCCGGCCAACUACGUGGAGCUGCGGCAGUAGGCCCGCCGGCCCCGCGCCACGCGUCACUCCCGCCGUCCGUGGGUUUCCGGGGCCGGGAGGGCCGUGGACGUGCCGCUUUUAUAUUUAAUACUUCUGCUGAUGCUUUUGGAAAUGUUUAUGCCACAGAAUUUGCUAAUAUAUUGUAAUCACGUUCCUUAGGA
Messenger RNA from Herpailurus yagouaroundi (jaguarundi), 1893 nucleotides. RefSeq names its product cortactin (gene CTTN). The record is from RefSeq and is a predicted model, not a curated record. Lineage: Eukaryota; Metazoa; Chordata; Mammalia; Carnivora; Felidae. Bases 218 to 1732 code for a protein of 504 amino acids. Gene Ontology annotation, molecular function: actin filament binding. The transcript has 17 exons. Gene Ontology annotation, biological process: cell migration; regulation of actin filament polymerization. Gene Ontology annotation, cellular component: cortical actin cytoskeleton; site of polarized growth; lamellipodium.